This is a messenger RNA of Teleopsis dalmanni, 2170 nucleotides long. Its product is annotated as WD repeat-containing protein 26 homolog. Gene Ontology annotation, biological process: proteasome-mediated ubiquitin-dependent protein catabolic process. Gene Ontology annotation, molecular function: protein binding. Lineage: Eukaryota; Metazoa; Arthropoda; Insecta; Diptera; Diopsidae. Gene Ontology annotation, cellular component: GID complex. Bases 21 to 1883 code for a protein of 620 amino acids. The record is from RefSeq and is a predicted model, not a curated record. The transcript has 3 exons.
ACGAUUUAAAAGAGUUAAACAUGCAAAAUUCUGGCUUAAAUCCUUCUUCCUCCAACACAUCAACAUCAACUACGCCAUCCGAAGGCGGUGGAGGUACGGAAGCCAAUGCAUCGGGUCCGAAUGCUUCAAUGUCAGCCAGUUCAACAAACGGCCAUGAUGUAAAACAAAAUGGUUUUGCACAAAAUAAUAGUUCUGAUGAACCAGUUGGUGAAAAUAAUCACGACGAUGCUAAUUCUACAGUUACCAAAAACCAUGCUAUCCAUUUGGAUAAAUCUAACCAAGAAAUAAUACGCUUAAUUGGACAAUAUUUACAAGAUUUUGGUCUUGAUAAAUCGGCUAAAACUCUAAUUGCUGAAUCUGGUUGCUAUUUGGAACAUCCAGCGGCAACGAAAUUUAGAGAACACGUUCUAUCCGGAGAGUGGAACAAAGCUGACGCUGAUCUUAAGGAACUCGAGCCACUUAUCGAUAAUGGCAAACCUUCGACUAUAAUCGAGAUGAAAUUUAUAUUAUUAGAACAGAAAUAUUUAGAAUAUCUGGAUGAUAGUUUCCCGAUGGAAGCUCUACAUGUUCUACGAAACGAACUAACUCCAUUGCAGCACAAUAUAUCACGUGUUCAUCAGCUAUCAUCGUACAUGAUGUGUUCAAAUAACCACGACUUGUAUCUCCGUGCCAAGUGGGAGGGCAAAGGCACACUUUCGCGUACCCUAGUUAUGGAGCGUUUACAAGCUUUUUUGCCUCCUACUGUCAUGAUGCCUCCUCGUCGUUUACGAACUUUACUUCAACAAGCAGUUGAGCUGCAAACACAACAUUGUCCUUGUCACGAUAUGGCUUGGGAAACAAAUAUAGAAAAUGUGUCUUUGCUAACUGAUCAUAGUUGCUCUAUUGAUGGUUUCCCAAUGCAAACCAUACAGAUAUUGAGCGAUCAUUGCGAUGAAGUGUGGUUUUGUAAAUUCUCUCCAGAUGGUCUUAAAUUAGCAACUGGCAGUAAAGAUUCAACGGUUAUUAUUUGGGAUGUUGACCCGUUUAAAUUAACUUUGAAGCAUCGUCGUAUAUUAGACGGGCAAUCACAACUGAGUGUUGCUUUUGUCAGUUGGAGCCCAGAUUCGAAAUUAUUACUUGUUGGUGGACCGGAGGAUUCAUUAGAAGUAUGCGUUUGGAAUGUAGAUGAUGGAAAACUUGUAGUAAAAUUGUCACAAUCAGUUGAAGACAGUUUGUCUUGUGGUGCUUUUAAUCGUGAUGGUACAAAAUUUGUAUGCGGUGGCCAAAAGGGUCAAUUUUAUUUGUGCGAUCUAAACGGAUCUGUGGUGGACUCGUGGGAAGGGGUUCGAAUAAACUGUGUUGCAUUUCGCUCAGACAAUAAGACUAUUUUAGCAUCAGAUAAUCAUUAUCGAAUCAGAGGCUAUAAUUUUGAUAAUCCGCAUGUAGAUUUUGAUAUUCUAAAAGAACCUAACCCAAUUAUGACGUUUACUAUUAACUCUGCUGAUCGGUUAGCACUACUUAAUAUAUCUAAUCAAGGACUGCACUUAUGGGAUCUCGAAGACAAGUGUCUUGUACGUCGUUUUCAAGGUAUUCGGCAAAGCAAUUUUGCAAUUCAUUCUUGCUUUGGUGGAGUGAAUGAAAGUUUUGUUGCUAGUGGUAGUGAGGAUAAAUUGGUUUGCAUAUGGCAUAUUAAGCGAGAAGAGCCCUUAGCUAAAUUAGCUGGUCACACAAAAACUGUUAACUGCGUUUCAUGGAAUCCAGUUUAUCCAUCCUUACUAGCAUCUGCUAGCGAUGAUGCAACGGUACGCAUCUGGGGACCCAAGCCUACGAACACAAACGGCACACCUGAAAGCGAUGACUGUUCUUCAUGUUCAUCCUCAUCUUCAUGGAACAUGACGUCAUAACUGAAGAUACGUAAUUAUAAUUUACGUUAUUAAGUAUAAAAUAGAUCAUUGCACCUGAACUGAUUUGUGUAAUGGUAUAGUUUUAUUUAUAAUUAAUAAUCGUUGCUUAAGCCGAGAGCAAUAUUAAAAAAUCUAGUAUAUUUACAAAUAUAUAUAUAUAUAUAUGUAUAUAUAUACGUAACCUAUUCGUUUUGCAUUUUAAGAUAACUUACUAAUGCCAUGUCCACAAUAUUUCACACGGGGAAUUUAAAAUACUUUAAAAAUUUUACUUGAAACGUGGUAUGGCC